GUGUAUUAAAUGCGUCUAGAGUUGACUGAUUGGUUUCAUUUGCUAGGCACGUAUUACUUGUGUGAUCAAGGUUAUAGCAAUUGUGAAGGAUUCUUAACACCAUACCGUGGGCAGCGGUAUCAUCUCAAGGAGUGGGGAGGAUUACGCUCUAAGAAAGCGGAAGAAUACCGUUGACAUCAUGAAUGAAGGAAUUGAGCAGAGUCUUAGAGAAAGUGCAGGGCAUCAGCAGGCACAUGACCAGGCAACUAAGGGGGAGCCAUCUGCGAAGGGUGCUGUUGGCAGCAACUCUGCUGCUAAGAAGAAGGCUAAAAGGGUCGAGUUCAACAAUGAUGAAGCUAUAGCGAAUGUUGUGUCUGAGCUUGGUGGUUUGAAGCAUGUUAUUGACAAGGCUGUAGAAGCUCUUGGAUCCAUACUAGGUGAUGAAGAUAAUGACAGCAGUAAGCAAGCUACACUAAUGGCUUUGAUUGGAAAAAUUGAUGGACUAACACGAUGCCAAGUCAUUGAUGCUGCAAUUGCUCUAGUGGACAAUGAAUCGAAGACAAAACUCUUUUAUGCUCUUAAGAACGAAGAGGACCGCUUCUAUUUUGUUAAGAGUCUACUAAGUUGACCAUAAAUGGGGGUAGCUAGCAUUUGGACAUAAGAUUUUGUACAACACAUGUGGAAUGGUAUGUGAAACUUCAAUUUUUGGCAAGUCGAAGCAACCAGGAUUGGACAGUGCUUAGGAUGUUGAUGAAGGUAGGAAUAGUUUGAUUUUGAUGAAGUUUAUUUAUCAUUCCAACUCGUGUGUAGUAAAAUGUAAGAGAACAU
Molecule: messenger RNA, 807 nt
Organism: Linum trigynum
Lineage: Eukaryota; Viridiplantae; Streptophyta; Magnoliopsida; Malpighiales; Linaceae
Source: the annotation of a GenBank genome assembly